ACCAUCCACCACGUAAUGAAUCCCCACACCCAAUUACUCUCUCUCUCUCUCUCUCUCUCUCUCUCGUUUGCCAAGAUUCUGGAUAGUGCAAGUGUGGCUAUGGUAGAAGCUGCCUGAGGAAAUUGCUUGAACCAAACAAGCCAUUUUGUUCUUCAUUAAUGUCUAGGUCUUCUUCUACUUCGUUUUUGGCUCUCUUACUUGUAACUCUACCGAUACUUGUUAUUAUUGGUUUCUUGAGUUUGUUUUCUCCACCUCUCGCCAUAGAAAGUUCGUCUAAAUUGCUUGAACCACCACCACCAGCAGUCCCCCGUACUACCACUCCUCCAUUAAUUAGUUCUAAUUCACAACAUGGUGAAGCAUCAGAUCAAGCACCAACUCCACAUGGUUCUGCAAAACCAAACAAAGAAACACCAUCAGAUCAAGCUGAUGAAACUCAUACUCCAAUAUUCAGUUCUUCAGAGCCCACACCAGCGCCAUCAGCUUCUACUACUCAUGGAGAAGAGAAAGAGACAACACUGAAGCAUGAAGCUGGGCACGAUCAAGAUCAUUUUGUUGGCACUUCUAAGAGAAAGAGCAGACCUUUAAAGAAAGUCGAAGCAGGUUUGGCUAGAGCCCGGUUUUCUAUAAGAGAAGCUUCUCAAAUCCGGAAUUGGACAUCAACUCAUCAGGACCCAGAUUAUGUUCCUCAUGGCCCAGUGUAUAGGAAUGCAAAUGCUUUCCACAGGAGUUAUCUAGAGAUGGAGAGGCUAUUCAAGAUCUACGUAUACGAAGAAGGAGAAGUGCCACUGUUUCACAAUGGUCCAUGCAGGAGUAUAUAUUCCACAGAGGGAAGGUUCAUCCAUGAAAUGGAGAGGGGACAACUUUUCCGUACUAGAAAUCCUGAUGAGGCUCUUGUCUACUUCCUUCCUUUCAGUGUGGUCAUGAUGGUUCAGUACCUCUACGUUCCCAAUUCUCAUAAAGAUCAUUACUUUCAACACGUUAUGGUCGAUUACAUUGACAUCAUUUCCAACAGAUAUCCGUUUUGGAAUCGAAGCCUUGGUGCUGAUCAUUUCAUGCUCUCUUGCCAUGAUUGGGGGCCGAGGGUGUCUUCCUUUGUUCCACAUCUAUUCCACAGGUCCAUAAGAGUUCUAUGCAAUGCUAAUACAUCUGAAGGAUUCAAACCAUCAAAGGAUGCAUCCUUUCCGGAAAUCCAUAUUCGGACAGACAAAAUCACAGGGCUAACUGGCGGUCUCCACCCGUCCCGCCGGUCGGUUCUUGCUUUCUUUGCAGGUCGUUUGCAUGGCCACAUUAGGUACCUACUUCUACAGCAAUGGAAAAACAAAGACCAAGACGUGCAGGUUUAUGAGGAACUUCCACAUAAAGUAUCUUAUGACUCUAUGUUGAAGAAGAGCAGGUUCUGCUUGUGCCCAAGUGGGUAUGAAGUAGCCAGUCCAAGAGUUGUGGAGGCAAUCUAUGCUGAGUGUGUGCCAGUGUUGAUUUCUGAUAGCUAUAUACCACCUUUUAGCGAUGUUCUAAACUGGAAGUCGUUUUCUGUGCAAGUCGAAGUGAAGGACAUACCAAAUAUCAAAACGAUUUUGAUGGGCAUAUCUCAAAGACAGUACUUGAGGCUGUACAUGAGAGUAAAACAAGUACAGAGACAUUUUAUGGUGAAUGCAACUCCUAAGAGAUUCGACGUUUUCCACAUGACACUUCACUCUAUUUGGCUUAGGAGAUUGAACGUCCAAAUUCAAGAUCAAUAACCAUUGAUGAAUGGAUAGGAAAAGCUUGGGAUUUCCAUUGUA
Messenger RNA from Juglans microcarpa x Juglans regia, 1781 nucleotides. Its product is annotated as probable glycosyltransferase At5g03795. The record is from RefSeq and is a predicted model, not a curated record. Bases 159 to 1739 code for a protein of 526 amino acids. Gene Ontology annotation, molecular function: glycosyltransferase activity. The transcript has 4 exons. Lineage: Eukaryota; Viridiplantae; Streptophyta; Magnoliopsida; Fagales; Juglandaceae.